AUGGCUCCAGCACUCCCUAUGUCCGAGACAGCAACGACGACCACGACGAAGAGAACACGGUCGAGACGGCCGCUGUUUAUUCUUGUUGUACUGAUAGGAAUUUUCUCUUGGCUAUCCUUGACUUUCUUCUAUCGCCGUACGGAAUUCAUGGAGGCGAAAGCAAAAGAAGAGGCAGCAGAGCCACCUGAGGUGACGCCAGUCGUGGCAGAGCAAUAUGGUCUUGGCCAGCAUCCAGCCCUAUCAGACAUGAUCCAACUCAUGGAUCUACCUGCGACAUACCUCCCCGAGACAGGCAAACACCGGCAUUCCGGGCGCUUGAUAAUCGUUGGCGAUGUGCAUGGGAUGAAGAAGGAGUUGCAGGCUUUGCUGGACAAGGUCAAGUUUAAUAAGAAGCAUGAUCAUUUGAUCUUGGCAGGGGAUAUGAUUUCGAAGGGGCCGGACUCUCCUGGCGUGGUGGACCUGGCGAUGGAGAUGGGUGCGACGGGUAUUCGAGGGAACCAUGAGGACAGGAUUAUACUUGCUGAUGCUGAUAUGAAGGCUAAGCAUAUGGAUACCGGAUCACCAGGGCCUAGUGAGGAUAAGGACAAGAAGAAGGAUUCGCUCGAGGAGGAGAGCUUUAGCCAUGGGGACUACAAGGAUCGGGCACUGGUCAAGGCGUUGGGACACAAGCGGAUCAAGUGGCUUAAAGAAUGCCCUGUCAUACUGAGAGUAGGCAAGCUGGGGUCGAUGGGUGAGGUUGUCGUGGUUCAUGCUGGCCUGGCACCUGGAGUCAAACUGGAGAAGCAAGAUCCAGUCCUGGUUAUGAACAUGCGGACCAUCGGGAAGCACGGCGUGCCAAGUGAUGGGAGAGAUGGGACGAAAUGGAGAAAGGUCUGGAAUAAGUUUCAAAAGAAACUCCCAAAGCACGAACGUACAACCGUCAUCUAUGGACACGAUUCUAAGCAGGGUCUUCAAGUAGAGAAGUACAGCAUAGGAGUCGAUACCGGAUGUCACAACGGUGGAAAACUUACCGCCGUGGUCAUCGAAGGAGGGCCAUCAGAUCACACCCAUAAGAUUGUACAUGUGAAGUGUAAAGCGGCAUGA
Cadophora gregata is the source of this 1083-nucleotide messenger RNA. RefSeq lists its product as uncharacterized. Gene Ontology annotation, cellular component: cytoplasm. Gene Ontology annotation, biological process: polyphosphate catabolic process. NCBI's taxonomy places the organism in Eukaryota, Fungi, Ascomycota, Leotiomycetes, Helotiales, Ploettnerulaceae. Bases 1 to 1083 code for a protein of 360 amino acids. The record is from RefSeq and is a predicted model, not a curated record. Gene Ontology annotation, molecular function: phosphatase activity; endopolyphosphatase activity. The transcript has 2 exons.